CGUUGAGAUGUAUUUUCCCCAGAACGACUCCUGGAUAGGCCUGGCACCUCUCAGCAUUCCCCGCUACGAAUUUGGAAUAUGUGUCCUGGACCAGAAGAUCUAUGUCGUGGGCGGGAUUGCCACCCACGUGUGUCAAGGCAUCAGCUACCGAAAGCACGAGAACUCAGUGGAGUGCUGGGACCCCGACACGAACACUUGGGCGUCUCUCGAGAGGAUGUUUGAGAGCCGGAGCACGCUGGGGGUGGCCGUCCUGGCGGGAGAGCUCUACGCCUUGGGCGGCUACGACGGGCAGUCCUACCUACGAACGGUGGAGAAGUACAUCCCCAAAGUGAAGGAGUGGCAGCUCGUGGCCCCCAUGAACAAGACGAGAAGUUGCUUUGCUGCGGCCGUCCUGGACGGGAUGAUUUACGCCAUCGGCGGGGGCGGCCCUGCCCACAUGAACAGCAUGGAGCGCUACGAUCCGAGUAAAAACUCGUGGGAGACGGUCGCUUCGAUGGCGGAUAAACGCAUCAACUUCGGGGUCGGUGUCAUGCUGGGCUUCAUUUUCGUGGUCGGCGGGCACAACGGCGUGUCUCACUUGUCGAGCAUCGAGAGAUACGAUCCCCAUCAAAACCAGUGGACUGUGUGUCGGCCCAUGAAGGAGCCCCGGACAGGAGUUGGUGCCGCCGUGAUCGAUAACUACCUUUACGUGGUCGGGGGCCAUUCGGGCUCGUCCUACCUGAACACGGUGCAGAGGUACGACCCCAUCGCCGACGCCUGGCUGGACUCCGCGGGCAUGAUGUACUGCCGGUGCAAUUUCGGCUUGACCGCGCUCUGA
Leptosomus discolor (cuckoo roller) is the source of this 817-nucleotide messenger RNA. The record is from RefSeq and is a predicted model, not a curated record. NCBI's taxonomy places the organism in Eukaryota, Metazoa, Chordata, Aves, Leptosomiformes, Leptosomidae.